AGCACACGUCAGCAGACCUCAUUAUAUGGUUCAUGUGGUCAUGGUGGGUGUUUCUGUGCACCAGGAAUUCCAGGCAUCCCAGGAAGCCCUGGACCCGCGGGAACAGCAGGUGUUACGGGAUCACCUGGUAAUCAUGGACCUGAAGGACCCAUGGGCCCACGAGGAAACAAAGGUGAUAAAGGGGCCCGUGGAAGACAGGGACCACCAGGUCCCAAAGGAAUUAAAGGCCCCGCAGGCCCAGCAGGUCCACCCGGUAACAAAGGUGAAGCAGGUCCUCGUGGAAAUCAAGGUCCCCCUGGCCCCAAGGGACCUCAAGGACCCUCAGGUUCAGCUGGCUCCCCUGGAAACAAGGGUGAUACAGGCGCUCGUGGAAGUCAAGGUCCCCCAGGUCCCAAGGGACCUCAAGGACCUUCAGGUUCUACUGGAUCCCAUGGAAACAAGGGUGAUACAGGUGCUCGUGGAAGUCAAGGUCCCCCAGGUCCAAAGGGUGCCCCAGGAUCGUUUGGUCGUAAUUGGAAACAGUGCGUUUUCAAAAAUCUAAACGAUGACAGGGACUCUGGAUUGAUUAAGGUAAAGACUCAGUUUGCAGAUAUUAAUCAGUGAUGUAAACCUGCAGUAACUUGGAGGAAAACUAAGGUAAAUUUUGAAAAAGAAAUUCAUUUACUUUUUAAUUUAUUAUGGAGAACUUUUAUUUUCCAACAGUAAAACUGGAAUCCGUGACAGCCUUCAGCAUUGUUCAUUACAAGUCGAAAGUAUAUUAGUCUAGUUGUUUUUAUUUUGGUUUGUAAGUUGCUGAUUUUUUCUAUUCUAUUUUCAAAGAACUGUACUUUCAAGAAGAUGUCAGAUAAUACCGGGCUUCGCGUUUUCUGGAAUGGCAACCUUCGCCUCCGAGGCUGUGACAACUGCUGCAGGAGAUGGUAUUUCACUUUUAAUGGUUCAGAGUGUUCAGCUCCAGCAGCCAUUGAUGGUGUAGUCUACAUGGAGUAUGGAAGUCACAGCAGACAUAAGAAUUUGCACCGCCCACGUCACAUUGAAGGAAUUUGUGACAAAAUCCACAAGGGCACUGUACGCGUGGGUUUCUGGGUCGGCAAUUGUGCUGGUUUCGGAUCUGCUGAUGCUUACACAGGCUGGAACUCAGUGUCCCGGAUCUACGUGGAGGAAGUACCUCCCCCACAGGCUUAA
Messenger RNA from Porites evermanni, 1182 nucleotides. NCBI's taxonomy places the organism in Eukaryota, Metazoa, Cnidaria, Anthozoa, Scleractinia, Poritidae. The record is from the annotation of a GenBank genome assembly.